AUGGAUGGUGCAACAAAGCUGGACGAGAAGGAGAACCAUGUCCUGUCCUCAAAAGAAAAGGCUCCAGUUUCGAACUCACUAAGGUCCCCACUUUCAGAGGUCCAUUCCAAUACAAGAAGUAAUAUUCCAGCUGAUGAAAGGUGUUGUAGCUUCAACAAUAAGAGGAAGGUGAAUGAACUAUGUAGCAAUGAAUGGUUAAGCUUCACGAACAGAACAGGAUCGGUACCAGCUAUUCAAAGAAUUGCUGAAGAGCAACCACGUAGAAUUUUAGAUAACAGCUUCAGCAUUGGUUUUAGAACAACUAAUGUUGCAGAAACUAUAGACGUAAAUGAAAAAUCCAGCAUUCAGACAACAGAGGACUCGCCGUUCUUGGGGUUUACUGUGCUGUCACAGGUGACUUUAUCAAGAGAUGACUCAAAGCAUGCUAGGAUGGAAAGAGCAACCAAGAUAGCUAAGAAAAGGAAGUGUGUGGACAUCCAUUCCCAACAAGAGGACAAGAAAAAUCUAAUGGAGUAUGCAGUUGAUGGAUGUAAUAAAGAUCAAGGUCAAUGUGAUGGAAGAAGUGAAAACCAGAUUAAGAAAAAUAUUUCUAUACCGAAUUCAUCAGUAAGCCAAUGGCCACUAAGUCCACCAUCAAAAGGCAAUAAGGCGUCACACAGAUCUAACACACACAUUAAAUCUACUGAACGGUCAAAUAAGGAGUAUGUGAAUAUCGGAUAUGCAAUGUAUGAAUGUGAACAUUGCAAUGCUCUUUAUUGGUAUGCUGAGAGGUCAAACAAAAGUUACAACACAACAGAUCCGAAAUUCACAUUAUGCUGUAAAGGAGGAAAUGUUCAACUUCCACAAUUACAACAGGCCCCAAGAGUGUUGUAUGAUUUGUUGUUCAACAAUACCCCUAAGAGCAAGCAUUUUCGGGAUAACAUUAGAGCUUAUAAUAGCAUGUUUCAGUUUACAUCAAUGGGUGCAAAGAUAGACCGUGGCAUAAGUCAAGCAAGAGGGCCACCAACAUUUAUCCUUUGUGGAGAGAAUUAUCAUCUAAUGGGUAGUCUGAUCCCUCCAAAGGGGAACAUUGCAAAAUUUUUUCAACUGUAUGUAUUUGAUACUCAGAAUGAGAUUGAAAAUUGCAUGGCAGCUAUUCGGGGUGAACAUCACAAAGAGAUACAUGAAGAUAUUGUUAGAGAAUUGAAACAGAUGCUUGAUGAUAACAAUGUACUGGUGAAGGCAUUUCGCAUGGUUAGAGACUCACUCGCAAGAGAGCCUAAUAAUACAAUAAAGCUCAGGCUUUUGGGUAAAAAGGGGAAGGAUGGUAGGCGAUACAACCUGCCCAACACGGAUGAGGUAGCUGCAUUGAUUGUGGGUGACUUUGACAUAGAUAAAACUGAUAGGGACAUUGUGGUAGAGACACAAAGUGGAAGGUUACAAAGGAUUAAUCAACUCAAUCCUGCUUAUUUGGGAUUACAAUACCCAUUGUUAUUUCCAUUUGGAGAGGAUGGUUACAAGGAAGACAUACCUUUCGCAAAGGGCGACAAGAGACGACUAUUCCAGCAAUUCUUGGUUGAUGGGUUCUCCAUGAUCGAAUCAUCUCGCUUAAAUUAUAUACGACUUGAUCAGGAAAAACUCAGAUGUGAGAUGUACAAGGGUAUAAAGGAAGCAGUUUUGUCCGGGGAAACAACACCGUCAUCGCGUGGCAAACGUAUUAUAUUACCAUCAUCAUUCACAGGUGGCCCAAGAUAUAUGAUUCAGAAUUACCAGGAUGCAAUGGCAAUAUGUAAGGUUGUCGGUUAUCCAAACCUAUUCAUUACAUUCACAUGCAAUACUAAGUGGCCCGAGGUAGAAGACUUUCUUAAGAAUAGGGAAUUAAAUGCAGAAGAUAGACCUAACAUAAUAUGCAGGACAUUCAAGGCAAAGCUGGAUUUGAUGAUUAAAGAUAUUAGAGCAAACAAAAUUUUUGGCAGGGUUUGUGCAGUUGUAUACACAAUCGAAUUUCAAAAACGGGGACUACCACACGCACAUAUACUAUUAUUCUUACAUAAGGAUGACAAGUUUCCGACAGCUGAAGACAUUGACAAGAUCAUAUCUGCUGAGAUUCCAGAUAAGGAACUAGACCCUGAAUACUUUGAAGCAGUGGAAAAGCACAUGAUGCAUGGUCCAUGUGGUUUAGCGAGGAAAGAUUCACCUUGUAUGGAUAAUGGAAAAUGUGUACGUCAUUUUCCUAAGCGUUUUGUCGAUUGCACAACUAUUGAUGAUGAUGGGUAUCCAGUAUAUAGACAUGUGAACAAAGGUCAUGAUUGUGUAACUGCUUCCUUCUAUAGAAGUGUCACAGCGGAUGCUGAGUUAGAUGAAUACGAUGAGGUGAGUAUGUAUUACGAUUGUAGAUACAUAUCACCAUGUGAAGCAGCAUGGAGGAUUUUUGGUUUUAACAUCCAUUACAGAGAUCCAUCUGUUGUGAGAUUGGGUUUUCACUUACCCGAUGAACAGAAUGUUAUAUUCAAAGACCACGAAAAUCUGGAGGAUGUUGUUGAAAAAGCAUCAGUAAAGGAAUCUAUGUUUUUAGGAUGGUUUCAAGCAAACAAGGAUUAUGCAGAAGCAAGGGCACUGACAUAUGUUGAACUUCCAACUAAAUUCGUAUGGAAGCCACAUGAGAGGGUUUGGUUGCCUAGAAAAUCACAUUCUGUUAUUGGUAGGAUUUUCUAUGUACCUCCAGGAUCUGGUGAAAGUUAUUACAUGCGGCUAUUGCUCAAUUUUGUAAGAGGUCCAACUUCUUAUGAGGACAUUCGUACUAUAGAUGGUGUUUUACAUUCUACUUUUAAAGAUGCAUGUUACGGACGUGGCCUCUUAGAUGAUGACAAGGAAUAUAUAGAUGCAAUAGUGGAAGCAAGCCACUGGAGAUCGGGUACAUACUUGAGGAAGCUGUUUGCCACGCUGUUGUUUUCAAAUUCAAUGGAUACACCAGAACAGGUAUGGCAGAAGACAUGGCAUCUAUUAUCUGAUGACAUACUUCAUAGGCAGAGGAGGCUUCUUGAUAACCCAGAUUUAUUCCUUUCCGAUGAUGAACUGAAGGAGUUGACGUUGAUAGAAAUUGAGAAAACACUUAACUCAUAUAAUAAGAGUCUGCAGGAUUUCUCUCCGAUGCCAGUCCCGGAUAUAAGCCAACUGAAUAGUCAACUAUAUGCUGAUGGAAUGAACAGUCAAAUACAUGCUGAUGGAAUGAUAGGUUAA
Molecule: messenger RNA, 3219 nt
Organism: Arachis duranensis
Lineage: Eukaryota; Viridiplantae; Streptophyta; Magnoliopsida; Fabales; Fabaceae
Source: RefSeq, a predicted model, not a curated record